Messenger RNA from Bufo gargarizans (Asiatic toad), 1175 nucleotides. RefSeq names its product polycystic kidney disease protein 1-like 2. The transcript is spliced from 7 exons. The coding region runs from base 62 to 1051 and encodes 329 amino acids. Gene Ontology annotation, biological process: detection of mechanical stimulus. NCBI's taxonomy places the organism in Eukaryota, Metazoa, Chordata, Amphibia, Anura, Bufonidae. Gene Ontology annotation, molecular function: calcium channel activity. The record is from RefSeq and is a predicted model, not a curated record. Gene Ontology annotation, cellular component: membrane.
UUCUAUCCUCAAUCAUCCAGCCCGUAGUGUAUUUACACGUGUCCAGAGAGUGUCCUGUUGUAUGUGUCUUCUCAUGUGUACAGUUGUCAUUAACCUCAUGUUCUGGGAGUUACCUCAAGCUACUUAUCCAGUGCUCAUUAGUGUUGGCGGUUUUGACCUGACAUGGAAGGACAUUAUGAUAGCCUUUGAAAGUGCAAUUCUCAUGUUUCCUGUCAAUCUACUCAUCAUUUACAUCUUUCGAAACACUCAGCCCAGGGAAAUUAAAAGCACAAAGACCAAAGCUAAAAAAGACAAACUAAUUCCCAAUGCCAAGAAGAGUCCAUCCUGCCAGCUAAGUUUCUAUACUGUUCUGGAGGACCUGUCGGGAGUAGUGCAGACUCUGAGUCAGACUUCCCGGAAUAAGUUAGAAGUGAACCUGGAUGAAGAAACAAAUAAAAAUUUCACUGCUCUACUGCAGAUCAUCUCACAUCUUUUACAAAAACAGCUAACGCCUGGACGACUGUCAUCUUCGGUACCCUUGGCGCAGCUUUCUAGUGAUGAAUUACAUGCCUUGUUUUGUGCACAUUAUGUGUCCCGAAAGCUUAAGAAGGUAUCUCAAGAUGUUCAGCAGAUGGGAAGCCAGCAGGUCCCAGACCAGCAGCAGCAUGAGGAGUUCAUCGCGCAGUUACAUGCUCUGCUGCAUGUAAUAGACAAAUCUGUUCCUCCUUUGCCUGCACAACGGUCUCAACAAAAGCAGCAAGUGAAAAAGAAGCGACUGCCUUGGUGGUUCCUGUUCAUUGGGUGGAGCCUACUGGUCUCCAUCAGUGUUGUUUCUACCUACUUCGCCAUGAUGUACGGGUUUCUCUAUGGAAAGAACAGUUCUAUCCGGUGGAUUAUUUCAAUGGCUUUAUCUCUUUUCCAAAGCAUCUUUAUUCUGCAGCCACUUAAGGUUGUUGGAUUUGCAGUUUUUUUUGCUCUGAUCUUAAAGAAGGUAGAAGAUGAGGAAGAAAUUCUGGAAACAGAACUGGAGAUAUCAGAUGAGUGUCAGAAAAGUGAUGAGACGGCAAUGUGAUGGAUUUCCUGGAUUCUGUCUCUCUGCAUUUUCUCUUGGUCCAUGUACUGGAUGUACCCGAAUCUACAUUCAUUUUGAUGGGACAAAUACAUUCUGCAGCGUCUUAUACAGAUUAUGUUUAUAU